ACUUCUAAUUUUUGAAACGCCACCGUAUCAAGUGUCCUUUCCCUCUUGUCUUUUGCUUUAUUUUUCUUUCCGCCGUAAAUCCACCAUGGGAUACACCUUCAUCUUUGUUUCAUCGGCACACUGAAACCUUUAGAAUCUCCAAAGCUACGUCGUUUCUGAAGUCAUGGGACAAGUCCUAGAAAAAUUCCAUGGGAAGGAAUGGAGAAAGAGACAGAUUAGGAAAAUCAGUGAUAAGGUUUUUGAGCGUGUCAAAAAUCAAUCAGGAAGAGCUACUUUGACAUUUGAAGAUCUAUAUAUCGCUGUCUUGCUGGUGUAUAAUGAUAUUAAUAAGCGUUUGCCUGGGCCGCACUUUGAUCCACCCUCUAAGGACCAAAUCAGAUCAAUGAUGCAGGGACAAAGGGGUUAUUUACACCAAUUUGUUAUUCGAAUUGUUCAAAUUGAGUGUGACUUGAACCUUGACGGACAAAUCAACCAUGAUGAAUUUGUGAAAUUCAUUCAGAAGCUUACAACCGACACGUUGGUUGUCGUUAGUCAGGGACUGCUUGUCACUUUGGUUGUCGCUCCUACUGUAGCUAUGGCGACAAAGAAGGCGACUGAGGGCGUUCCCGGUGUUGGAAAAGUGGUUCAAAAGUUGCCCAAUGCAAUUUAUGCAUCUCUUGUCACCCUCGCAAUGGUUUGGUUUCAAACAUCGCGCGAAGGGAUUGAGUAGAGAAUUCUUCCUUCUUUUGUCUACUGUAAAUGAGAUAAAGAUUAUUGCUCGGUUUGUAUAGAACAAUAUCCUGCAAGUUGGCUUAAUAAUCAGUAGGAGGAAAUCUCUGAAACUCCAUUAGAAGGAUUUUAUAACUUGUGAUAAUGCAUAUGAUAUUUGUUUCCCAA
Gossypium raimondii (Peruvian cotton) is the source of this 876-nucleotide messenger RNA. RefSeq lists its product as uncharacterized. The record is from RefSeq and is a predicted model, not a curated record. The coding region runs from base 164 to 709 and encodes 181 amino acids. Lineage: Eukaryota; Viridiplantae; Streptophyta; Magnoliopsida; Malvales; Malvaceae. Gene Ontology annotation, molecular function: calcium ion binding. The transcript is spliced from 5 exons.